GAUGGAUGAUACUUUCUGACAGGUCAUGACAUUGUUGAUUAAGACUUUUUUCAUUGUUUUAUUAUAGAAAUAAUGGAAAAUGCAGACAUUCCCAUAGAGGAAACUGGAGAUGGAAGCUGAGAGAGGCUAAACAGUAUCAGAGUCUCGAGCAGUGGCCUCUAAGAUCCUGGUGGCCUGAGGGAGCCUCUCAGUUCUGGCCUGCUGUAUCUGAUACUUUCUUCCCAACUGCAGCAGGGAGAAAAGGCUGUUAUCAGGAUGGUUGGGAUCCUUCAUGAUUCUCCUACAUACCACAGUUCAGCUGACAAUAAUGACAUUUUAUAUGAAUGCUGUAGGCUGACUGUCGGGUUUUGUGAAACUAUUAAUUUCUUCAUGGAAAGGCAUAAAGCCCUCAAACACACGCCAGAGGAGACGCUACAGGGACCGCUGCUAGCAGCUGGCACAGAGAAGACCUUGGACUUGGCUGAAGUGCAGAUUCCUGCCUUCACGUCUAAGGAUCUGCACUGUUUGCACCUAAAUGUUUGCAGCCUACGACCAAAGACAGAUGAAAUCUGUGUACUUGCAUGUAAAGGUAAUGACACUAUAUUGUGCUUUACUGAAACCUGGAUAGACUCCAUCAGAGGCACUGAUGUGGAAAUUGAAAACUUUUCAAUCAUUCGUAAGGACAGAGGGAGACGAAGAGGAGGAGGAGGAGGAGGAGGAGGAGGAAGUAUAUAUGUGAGAUUGAAUAUAGAAUUUAAUGCAAGAGCUGAUUUAAAUAAUGAUAAGCUUGAAGCAGCUUUGAUUGAUAUUUUACUUACUGAACCGAUACUGACUGGUGCUUUAUAUAGAACUCCUGACCAGAGGAACUUUGUUGUAAUUUUACUGGAUGAUGUGAAUAUUGAUAUUUUGAAUGAAAAUGGUUCACUACAUAAUGCACUGUUAAACUUCCUGAAGACAUUUGGUCUCACACAAUUAAUAAAUGAUCCUACUAGAAUUAGUGAACACAGUCAAACUGCUGUUGAUCUUAUUAUGGUAUCAGACAAAUGCCAAAUCUCUCAUAUUGGUGUCAUUGUUUAUGGAAUCACUGAUCAUUUUUUAACCUACUGUACAAGGAAAGUUAGGACGACCCCAAUGAACUGUCACAAUUCUAUUAAAAGUAAAACCCUUAGAAGGUAUGAUAUUGAUAAAUUCAAGAAUAUGCUUAAGAACAUGGAUCGGUGUAACAGUAUGGAUAGUUGUGAUGUAGUUAAAGCACUGAAUCACUUCCAGAGUCAUUUUCUUCAGGUUUUAGAUAAAAUUGCUCCAUUAAAAGAGGUGAAGAUUAAACUGAGAACUCAACAUUGGAUAAAUAAAGAUUCUAGACACUAUUUAUUUGAGAAUUAUAGUAAUAAAAGAUCAUAGAAGAAAUAAAGUGCCUGAUUUUUAUAUUAAAUACAAAAAUCUUAGAAAUAAAGUGCAAAGAAUGGUAGACGAAGCCAAGAAGUCUGACUUUAGGACAAAGGCAGAAGAAUAGAAAAAUAAUUCAAAAAAGUUGUGAACAACCCUCAAGUCAUUAGGGACCAAGGAAAAGCUUAAAUAUAAACAUGAAUAUCAAUCUAUAUAAGCUGUAUAAAGUUAUGGUUGUAGAGAGCUUUUCAGUAAAAUCCUGGAAAGAGCCUUUUAUGAACAGAUUUUGAAAUAUGUUAACCAGUUUAAUAUUUGAUAUAUGAUAUCAGUCAGGUUUUAAACAGUCUUACACAAAUGAGACUUACAUGAUUUAUUUAACCAACCUCAUUAAAAAGGAAGUUGACAGUGGAAAGUAUUGAUGCUCAACCUGCAAAAAGCCUCCGACACAGUGAAUCACCAGAUAUUAAUGUAGAAACUAAAGGCAAUAGGUUUUAAUAGAGAGGCCUUAUGGGAUGGAUACAGUCACAUCUUUCCUGUAGAGUCUAAAUGGUUGAUGUAGGAGCAGAGCAACAUUAAACCUGCUAAUUAUCUGAAUAGUUUUUUAAAAAAAGAGGUGAAAAAAAGGAUCCUGAGUAAGUUCACAUAGUAAAACAUCUUUUUUAGGACAGGUGUCUGUACCUGUGUAGUUUUUAUUAUUUUCAUGAUUGUAUAAUUUUUUAUGUUUUUAUUGUGUUGUAUUUGUGUAAAAUUGUAUAUAUUCAUGUCACUCCUUUCUCCCGACUGUCUGUUAGACUUCAGGACAGCAAUGGAAAUAAAUCAUGUGACUUUAUUGUGAUUUCCUGAUGAAUUUUAUAAAC
Molecule: messenger RNA, 2222 nt
Organism: Thunnus maccoyii (southern bluefin tuna)
Lineage: Eukaryota; Metazoa; Chordata; Actinopteri; Scombriformes; Scombridae
Product: tumor necrosis factor receptor superfamily member 14-like
Exons: 3
Coding region: 256-1380 (374 amino acids)
Biological process (GO): positive regulation of cytokine production involved in immune response; defense response to Gram-positive bacterium; signal transduction
Cellular component (GO): external side of plasma membrane; membrane
Molecular function (GO): protein binding; transmembrane signaling receptor activity
Source: RefSeq, a predicted model, not a curated record